Messenger RNA from Paramecium tetraurelia, 1565 nucleotides. RefSeq lists its product as uncharacterized. The transcript is spliced from 3 exons. The record is from RefSeq and is a predicted model, not a curated record. NCBI's taxonomy places the organism in Eukaryota, Ciliophora, Oligohymenophorea, Peniculida, Parameciidae.
AGAGUUUAGUUUUAACCAAAUUGUUAAAUACCAAUCCAAAAUAAGACAGCAAUCUCCAAGCCAUCCUCAUGAAGCUAUAAGAACUCAAAUUCUUUAACUAUUUUAUCGAAAGAUUUCUGAAAGGCACCCAAAAAGAGACUCUACUCAAUUUAUGUGGCAGAUUCAAAAUGGAGCAUCACAAAGGAGCGUCAUUGUUAUUUUAAGAAGGGGAUAAAUCAAAUGAUAAACUUUAUAUUAUAUUCAGAGGUUCUGUUGGUCUAUUUAGAGCAAAGAAAUUUGAUACCUUCCAACAACAGACACCUCAACACGUCUAACCGGCUUAACCAAUGCAACAACUUCUAGAGAAAGUUUCCAGCAAUCUCAAAGAACUUAAUAAACAACCAAUUUCAAAACCUAACUUUAUGAAGAGUUUAGCAAAUUCAAAAAGAUUCGCCAAUAAAUUAAUGAGCACUUUGACACAAUACACGACCAAAGAGGAUCAAUUAAUAUCUUAAUAGGAAAUGUCCCUUUUAAAUGAAAAAUACGGAGAUACUGUUCGAAUUUUAGGUUAAGGGGAUGGUUUUGGAGAAGUGGCAAUAAUUGAAGGCACUCCAAGAGGACUCACAGCUUGUGCAGUAUCUCAAGAUUGUUUUUUAUUAAUCUUGAAAAAAGAAGAUUUCGAUAUUGUUAAGCAAUAAUUUGUUUAAUCUAUUAAAGAGAAAAAGAAUCUGAUCUACACUAAAUUUGAAGUUAAAGAUGCCUAUUCUACUGCUCUAUCUAAUUCAUUAGCUUAUAGUUUUGAUGUUGAAUCAUUCUAACACAAUGCAAUUUUGGCUGUUGAAGGAAUGUAAUAGAAGGUAUUUUAUUUGAUUGCUUCUGGUGAUAUUUUAUUAGAAAAAUAUAUUGGGAAUAAAAAUAUUAAGAUAUGUAUUUUGACUAAAGGAUAGUUUGUUGCUGAAGAGAUUGUUGUGAAUCAAGAUAGUGUGUGUGAAUACAGUGCUAGAGUGAUAUCAAAUCAUGCCACUCUUAUGAUUAUGAAUAAAAAUGAAUUCUUCCAAAAAUUCCCAGAAGAAUGCAAAUAAUAAAUAAAAAAAGAGUAUCAGAGAAAAAAACUAUUCCGUAUUUCAUUUCCUGAAGAGACACUAGAUAAAAUUGCAGAUAUCUAAAGUCCCAAAACUUCUCCAAAGUAGACCAUCAAAAUCAAGGUCAACCCUUUGUCAGUUAGAAGUCAAUAAUCAUCUUAUAGAAAUUCAUCUUGUUAAUUGGACAUCAAGGAUAUAUUAGAUAAAAAGAAAUCCAUUUAUUGCUAGAAGUAUUAGGAUAACCAAAAGAAAUGUGAAGAUAUUAUUUUGUUUACAGAAAUGUGUUACUCUCCAAAGAUUUGCCAUACUCCAAGCUACAAGAAACUAAAUAAUGUAUUAUAGAAGUCAUUUCAUCAACAUUAAUUAAAAAAGAUAAUGCGGAAGAAAUUCAAAUACAAUUCAAGCGCUGACAUACCUAUUUCAUAGUUAUCCUUAUAUGAAAGAAAUUCUAAAUAUUAACAAACCCCUUCUACUAAUCUAGCUAGCUAAGAAUUAGAGCAAUGA